CCGCCCGGGAGUUCCGCAAAACCGAAAACGUACGCACGCCACACGGUCGCCGAGCGCCACGCCGUACGGACGUUUUCCCCGCCGAACCGGACGUUCACCCUCCACGUCGUAUCAGCGCCGCUGAUGUUAAUCGAGACGACGACGACGACGACGAUAUUACAUAAUAUAUUAUGCGCCCGUGCCCGUUAUAAUAUAUAUUAUUUUGUUUUCGUAAAUCACGUGUGAUAUUGCGCACGUUUCGAGCUGUUCACACGUACAGUGACGUAACGUCGCAAACGACGGUUGAGUAUAAUAUAUUUUUAUACCACAGCGUUGUCCCGACACUCAGCAACAGGUACCUGUCCGAAAAUAUACCAGCGGUACACGCUACUUGCAGCACCGUAGCAGUGUUGCUCCUGCACAGACCAUCCGGACGGACGAUGAUGGUAUCAUCGUCGUUGGCAGCCGGGUAACCCUGCGGUAUCGCCGGUAUCCGGUGUGGUAUUACUAUUGAUACGCUCGUCAAUCGAGAUAACAAUAAUAAUAUACCACCGCAUCGCGGAGGAGAAGGACCGAGAGCAGUGCGGAUUGGGAUCACCGACGAGUGCUCGUCCUCUUAGCAGCGGCGGCGCAAAAGUUUGAAAAAUGGUCAUCGAACCUGGCCUGAUGGACAUGCUGGGCAACUCGCUGUUCGACAUGCUGGCCCCAGUCACGUCCACCGAUUCGUCGGCCGUGGCGUCCACCGUGUCGGCGGGUUCCGGCGACGGUUCCGGUGGCCGCGGUGACGGUUCCGGCACGGCCGUCGACGACGACGAAGACGACGGCACCGGCAUGGGCGGCGGUUCCGGUUCCGGCGGUUCCGGUGGCAUCGGUCCCGGCGAGCUAUGGUACAGGCACAGUCCCGCCAUGACGGCCGUCUACUGUUUCGCGUAUACCAUGGUAUUCCUGGUCGGGCUGGUCGGCAACCUGCUGGUCGUGUCGGUGGUCUGCCGGUCGCCCAGGAUGCGCAACGUCACCAACUACUUCAUCGUCAACCUGGCCGUGGCCGACAUACUGGUGCUCGUCUUCUGUCUGCCCGCCACGCUCUUGUCCAACAUCUAUGUCCCCUGGAUCUUGGGAUCGUGGAUGUGUAAGAUCGUGCCGUAUGUCCAAGGUGUUUCAGUGGCAGCGUCCGUGUACAGUUUGAUCGCCGUUUCAGUGGACAGGUUCCUGGCCAUCUGGUAUCCGCUGAAGUGUCAGAUCACCACGCGCCGGGCCCGGUACAUCAUCGGCGUCAUCUGGCUGGCGUCGACCACCAUCACCAUACCGUGGGCGCUGUUCUUCGACAUGGUGGCCAUAUUCAAAGACGCCCCCAGCCUGGAACUGUGCCUGGAGGUGUGGCCGGACUACCUGGACGGCAACCUGUACUUCCUGCUGGGCAACCUGGGGCUGUGCUACGUGGUGCCCACUGUGGCCAUAUCCCUGUGCUACGUGAUGAUCUGGGUGAAGGUGUGGCGGCGGACCAUACCCACUGACAACAAGUGCGCGCGCAUGGAGCGCAUCCAGCAGCAGAGCAAGGUCAAGGUGGUCAAGAUGCUGGCCAUGGUGGUGGUGCUUUUCGUCGCGUCCUGGAUGCCGCUGUACGCGAUAUUCGCCCGGAUCAAGCUGGGCGGCCGGCUGGUGCCGUGGGAGGAGGACUUCCUGCCGGUGGCCACGCCGAUCGCGCAGUGGCUGGGCGCGUCCAACAGCUGCAUCAACCCGGUGCUGUACGCGUUCUUCAACCGCAAGUUCCGGCGCGGCUUCACCGCGGUGCUCCAGAGCCGCCGGUGCUGCGGCACGCUCCGGUACAACGAGAACCUGCAGCACUCGGCGUCCGCAAGUGGCAACGGCGGCGGCAAGGCGUCUUCGUAUUACAUCACCAAUCACCACGCUUACACCAAGCGGCAGUCCAGCCAGGAGACGAACGUGUCGUACAUAUUCAACGUCUGAACGUCCCGCACUGCAACGCACCCAAAGCCGCCCCCCGCACAAACUAACGAUAACGAUGAAACAAUAUAAACGAUAAUCAAUUUUUCAAUCGUGAACAAUUUGUAUACGCGCGUAUUGUCGUCGAUGUCGUCAAUGUCGUCGCCGUUGUUGUUGUCGUCGUCGUCGACGUCGUCUUCAUACUAUUGCGAUCGAUCGACGAUAACAAUAUAAUCAAUCAACGAUAACCUAACAUAAUAUUAUAUAAUAAUAAUUCGAAAGAAAAACCUCCUUCAAUGACGUCGGAAGUGUUUUCAGGUCCGGCGGCGGGACACUGUUAUAUAUUUUACCUAUGCCUACGAUUAGAUCGUACACUAUACGUAAUAAUAACCAAACGACAAAAAUAUUUUGACGUGUCGCGCGUUUCCCGCCGCCAAACAUCCAUAUCGAUAAUACAUUUAUAAUAUACAAUAUUAUUAUAUAAUAAUCGCACACAACACGUUACGUAUUGUACUGCCGGUGCACACUUUAUACGUGUAUAUGUUAUAAUAUACAAUAAUAAUGAUAAUAAUAAUAUGUAACAUAUCGCCAUCUAAAUAAUAAUAAUAAUGUUAAAUCGUCUUAGACGGAAUGCGAAACCGCGAUAUUUAUGUUAUCGCGCGAUUUUCACAUCUAUAAUGCAUAUAAUAUUUUAUUAUAUUAUUAUAUUAAUUAUAACGAUAUAAACAAUAAUAAUAUUAUAAAAUGUAGUACAUCGAAAAAAUAAUUAUACAACACUCACACACACACACACACACACACACCCAGGGGCGGAUCUUUGAUAUUUGAUGGGGGGGGGGGGACGACACAUAUACAUUUUAUGAUUUGAAUUUUAAUUAAUGAUACAUGCAUAUUAUCAUUUUUAAACAAUAAUAAUUACAAGAAAUAAUAAUGAAUAGUUGGUAGUAUUAUAUUCUUAUAAACUGAACUUUACAUUUAUAUGUUACUCGUAAGUUACAUUAAAAAAAAUUGUUGAUAGAAAAUUGACUGGGGCGCACGUGCCCCUCCCCUGAAUCCGCCACUGUGACACACCUACACAAACACACACACACACACACACAUACACACACACACACACUCGUAUAUAUAUAAUAUAUAUGUAUUAAUUGCUCUAAUGUACAUUUAUAUGCAUAUAUAUUAGAACGUAGAGUGUAUUAAUAAUAAUUUUUUGUUUUUUAAAAAAAAAAGGUACGAAUAAUAUGUAAUAUAACAAUAAUAAUAUUAUUAUCAUUACGUAAAAUCGUCGAUUUGCACGCUGUACAUACACAUAAUAUUACAUUAGAGGGUGUAUUCGAUAUACUUUCGCAGCUUCCCUCUCCACCGUAAUAAUAUUAUAAACGCGCACGUUGUUUCCCACCGUCCCGCAACCCCCACACACCCCCUUCCAAAACAACCAUCCACCCACCCUCUGGCCGAGACCCCGAUCGCCAUGUAUAUAUUACAGUUACGAUGCAUACAGCGUGUUACGGUCGACGGGUGGAGGUAUGUAUUCGGACAUUCGAUUCGCGGGUUGCUCGGGCGACUUACGAUAAUCGCUAUCGUCUAGUUUUACAAGGACAGUACUUAUGAACUUUUCCGCGGUUUAAGUCCCCAGCUCAAUGCGUCCGAAUGUUACGAGUUCCGGUAUAAUAUAUAUAUAUAUCACAGUGACUGGAUUUGUGAGCCCCUACAGUACAAUACAAACGAGUAGUGAAUAGCCAACACAAGUGCACAACAUGUUAUUUUGUUUAUUUUUCAAAUUCGAAAUAUCUCAGAGGAUUACCGAAAAAAUAUCCGUUGGCUUUCAAUAUUAUGAUAUAAUUGUUAUGUUCCAAGCUGAAGCAACAUCUAUAUAACAUCAUAACGGUUAGCGCAUUAAUAAUAAAUUGUCAUUGUGAUUGUAUCUGUGCGACUUGUAGCGAUCACCCGUGUCGACGACUAUAUUAAUUCUAAUGGCACAACAGGUAUGAUAUCAUAAUAGUUUGAAUUCGAAUAGUCGACAAUUGAUGGAAAUGUAAACAACAAUAAAAUUCACAACUAUACAAUACCACCAUAUUGUAAUAUUUCAAUAACUAUAAUUUCUCUAUCAUUUGACGUGUCUGCAUUUCCACACGUCGAGCAAGGCGAAGAAUGUCCGGUACCCAUAUAAUAUUGUUAAGAUUAAAUCACUAUAAUAUUAUAUACCCGUCCCCCCGACGAGGAAGAUUUUGUAAGCACCGUCCGUAACAUGUUAUAUUGUAAGUACGUAACUACACGUUCCACGCCCAUUUCCAACGAGGUCUCUGUCGACCCACUAUACCCACUCGCGAUGUCUAGAUCGUUUUCUGUUUCAAAACUUUUUUAAAUCCCAACUCGCUCUACAUACUAAUUACGUCUCGUCGGCCCAAACGCGUGUACCCGAUUCGUCCGAAAGGACUAUGGACUCGGCAGUCCGUGUUCGACGACGUACACUUCCGUUUCACACCCCAUCCCCCUCGCAUUAAGUAGCACGAUAUCGUAUUAAAACGAUAUUAUAAUAUUGUAUUUUUAAGCGGAUAUGUACCCGGAAAUCGAUCGAAACGCGUUUAUAUAUAUAAAAUACAUAGACGCGACGUAUGUUGUGUGUAAUAAUUAUUACUUAUUUCUACGAGAGAAUAGAAAAGGCGUGAAAGAUGACGAUAAACAUCGGAUUGUUUGUUUUUUUUUUCUUUUUGGCAACGAUAACAGUUUCGUUGUAGAUACAGCUCUACAACCCCAGAGAAGUGAUUUGGCGCAGAUUUAUCUGGCAUGUAACACCACGUGAAACAAUCCUAACCGAUUUUUUAUUGAAACGACGGAGAGAACAGCAGAAAUACAAUAUUAUUAUUGUUAUCGAAUCGCGAUAACUCAUAAUAUCACAUUAUAUCCCACCGCGCUCCCCGGGCGCUCUCAUUGAACUAUUAUACAUCGCAAUGGUAUAUUUAUCACAAUGUAUAGCAAUGAUAAUAACGAUCACUCAACAAUUCAACCACUACCUACCCACUCGGUUUGAGUUGAAAACGUAACUAGCGUUCGUGAUUUGGUAGGCACGACAUAAUAUAAUUUAGAUAAACUUAACCUACAAUUAAUAUAAUAUUAUAACACUGGCAAUGAUAUUCAUAUCUACCAUCGCAUGUGCUCUACGUAGUUACGCAUACGAUGCAUGCUUACUACAUUUAUGUGAAUAAACACUUAAAAUAUUAUAGCGUAAUUUAAACAAUUAUAGUAAGUAGAUAUACGUUUGGGUUUUGAGAAAGUUUAGAGGACUAUUCUCCGAAACUGUCGAAUAAAUACGUUUUUUUUUUUUUUUAAUUAAUUCUAAAAAUAUAAUAAAAAUAAAUUUAACUUUGUCACACGGACAUAAUAUUACGUAGUUGCGAAUAAUUAAGAAAGUUUAACUUUCAACAAUUUGGAUAGCAAACAAAUACCUAGUACCUACGAUUAAUAUAAAUUAGAAUUUUACAUUUUAAAUUCAACCACAUAUUAUGUACCUAAAGGUUGAAAGCUAAACUAAUACUAAUAUUGAAUUCAUGUUUACCGUACCCUCAAUAUAUUUAUACGAUAACUUAUUAUGAAAAUAAAAAUUAAAAAACUAUGAUAAAAAUUGUAUUGGUUUCUAAGACAGACACACUACGUAUAUAUUAUAUCGAUAAAUAUUGUCUAAUUUAAUUGUAAUGGUGAAUGCAAUACAAAUAAAUAUUAGACUUAUACUAUAAUAUAGGUAAACAAUACGUGUUAAAUCCAAUAUGAAAAUGUUUGAUUUUGAUUUAAGUGAUUUAACCAAGGUAUUAUAUUUAUGUCAUAUUUUGUUAAAUCAAUCAUAUAAUGGAAGUGAAUAUCAAAUACUAAACAAUAAUAAUUAUGAUACUAUAUAUUACUAUAAUACAUCAAUAUAUACGUUUAUAUUAUAAUAU
This is a messenger RNA of Acyrthosiphon pisum (pea aphid), 5852 nucleotides long. Its product is annotated as neuropeptide SIFamide receptor-like. NCBI's taxonomy places the organism in Eukaryota, Metazoa, Arthropoda, Insecta, Hemiptera, Aphididae. Gene Ontology annotation, molecular function: peptide binding; neuropeptide Y receptor activity. Bases 625 to 1947 code for a protein of 440 amino acids. The transcript has 4 exons. The record is from RefSeq and is a predicted model, not a curated record. Gene Ontology annotation, cellular component: plasma membrane. Gene Ontology annotation, biological process: G protein-coupled receptor signaling pathway; cellular response to hormone stimulus.